Molecule: messenger RNA, 3724 nt
Organism: Limanda limanda (common dab)
Lineage: Eukaryota; Metazoa; Chordata; Actinopteri; Pleuronectiformes; Pleuronectidae
Gene: midn
Product: midnolin
Exons: 8
Coding region: 227-1960 (577 amino acids)
Cellular component (GO): nucleus
Molecular function (GO): protein binding
Source: RefSeq, a predicted model, not a curated record
CCUUCCCGGCUCAGUAUCAAGACAGACACCGGUGCGCGCACAGCCCAGAGCAGCAGCCUCCUAUUGGUCAGAACCAGACCCGAGCUGUGGUGCGUAACGACGCGCGGUGGACACGCACGGCUCCUGGCACAGAACACACCGACAAACCUCCCGUGGACUUUUCAAGUGAUUGGAUUUACACGAGUUUUUCUUUUGUUUGGUAUCACUGACUUGGUUUUUACUUUAUAUGCCAAAGCUGGGGGAACCCACUGGAAGACAACGCAGUCCCGUGCGAGCCUUCGCAGUUUUCGCCACGAUAAUUGGUUAUCGGAUGGACCAGCAUCCCAGCGCCCGGAGCUGCACCAGUCGCGGGGCUUCGUCCUGCGAGGCCGUCCCGACCGAGCCCUCCAUGAAUCUCUACAUCCAGUCCACCACCGGCACCCGCUUCGAGCUCUCCCUGCCCCUGGAGGAGACCGUGGAGGGACUGAAGAGGAGGCUGUCGCAGAGGCUCAAAGUGCCGAAAGAGAGACUCGCACUGCUGCACAAAGAAACGCGACUAAGUUCAGGCAAACUCCAGGAUCUUGGCAUAUCUGAUGGGAGCAAGUUAACGCUUGUACCAACUGUUGAAGCAGGAUUAAUGUCGCAAGCAUCAAGACCAGAACAGUCCGUAAUGCAAGCCUUGGAGAGCUUGACAGAAACUCAGGUCAGUGACUUCCUGUCUGGCCGCUCCCCCCUCACCCUCGCGUUGCGUGUAGGUGAUCACAUGAUGUUUGUCCAGCUGCAGCUGGCGGCGCAGCAGUCUGGCGGCCCCCAACUCCAGCACAGACACCUCAUCACCCGCGGCAGCACGGAGACGCCAGCGGGACCGCCCACAGGGCAGCCCCGUGUCCCCCACCCUCACCCGCAUUCCCACAACCUUCCCCAUCAUCCACAUAGCCAGCCCAGCCCCCACUUGUCCCAGCCUCACCCGGUACCUUCCUCCCCAUGCUCCCCGGCCUCUGCUUCCUUCCCCCUGCCCUCCACGCACCACCAGCCGCUCCCUCCCAUGUACCACCAGUCGCCCUCCCCGGCUCAUUGUAGCCCUCCUACUCCUCCUCCUCCGCCCCUCUCCCCUCGCCCGACGCACAACCCUGAAGGUCUUUUCCGCUCACCAGCUCAUAACCAUCACCACCAUCACCACUACCAACAGCCUACUCCAAGCCAACCCAGCCAUGACAUCGGCCAGGCCAGCCCUGUAGCCCCGGUCCUCUGCCCUGAGGCUAACUGCAGCCCCAGCAGCCCUACCAGUGGCUCCAGUCCCUCGACACGCUCCCGUAAACCUGGCGCCAUCAUUGAGAGCUUUGUCAACCACGCUCCGGGAGUCUUCUCAGGGACCUUUUCAGGCACUUUGCACCCUAACUGCCAGGACAGCAAUGGGCGUCCGAGACGAGAUAUCGGUACCAUCCUGCAGAUCCUCAACGACCUCUUGAGCGCAACACGCCACUACCAGGGCAUGCCACCCUCCCUAACCCAGCUUCGGUACCAGACCCAGUGUGGCUCGCCCACUUCCGCGUCCCCGUCCCCUUCCCCCUCCCCACCUCCCUCACCUCCAGUUGCUAGCGUGACGGGCCUCUCUGCCAAAGCUACCUCUGUGCCUGCCGUCAGCCCCAGCGGCCCUCCGCCGACUCUUCAUCCGCUGGUGCAGUGCCAGAGCCAGAUCCGCAUGUGCAAACCCCCUGGUGACCGCGUGCGUCAGACAGAGAACCGUGCAACCCGCUGCAAGGUGGAGCGCCUGCAAGUGUUGAUGCAGCAGAAGCGCCUGCGCAGGAAGGCCAGGCGGGACCAGCGCGCCCCUUAUCAGUGGCUGCCCAACCGCAAGGCCGGGCGCAGCAACAGCAACAGCAGCAUGUCCAGCGAGGGCUCCAUGGACCUGGACUUUGACGACUCAGUGUGGAAACCAGACGUCAAGGCUGAUUUGAAGUCUGAGUUCGUCAUGGCCUGAACCGUCUGAUCCCAGCACCCUGGAGGGGGAGGGGCAGAUUCAAAGAUGUGCAAAGCUUUGCUUGGGAUUUACUUAAAGAUAUAUUUUGAGGGACUGGAUUGGCAGGAGAACGACAGAGAUCUGUGCAAAGCGAAAAAUCAAGGUUGUCCGUGUGACUGGCUUCUCUCACACGAAAAAAAAGAGGCUCCCUGCAGACUUUAAUCCCAUCCUGUCCUUCAUAGUUGACCUUGUGGAAAAUACAGCAACAGCAGCAACAGUACUUUCUUGCCGUGCUUGGAUUUGGACAGGCAACAACCGGACUUAACAGUGUAUAAGACUUUUCUAUGGUUUGAUCACAGAGACCUUACCUGAACUUGAGCAUAGCAGAAUUCAGUGGGUGGUGGUGGUGGUGGUGGUAUUUUCAGAUUUUCUUGUUCAAAGUUUUUUCUCUGGACAGUAAUGAAGAGAUCCACACUGGACUUAUUAAGAGAACAGGAGCACCAGAGGCCUCAGUGUUUCCUAAUCGAAAGAAAGGCAGAACUGCCAAACUAUGGAUUAUUCCGACGGGCAUUCUUAUCGAUUUCAAAAACUCACCAACCAGAGUCCAGUUUUUACCUGUUAUUGGGUGGUUAAACUUCUUUUUGUUUUCCUUUUCCAUUUUGAAAACAUACUAUUAUAUUUUAUAAACAAAAAAUAUGUAGCAUUGUUCACAAAGCAUUCAGGUUUUCAUAUAACAGUUGAGAGUGGUUGUUGAUUUCCUUGAUUUAUAACAGCCGGUCAAAGUGUGCAAGGAGGGGAGGAGGUGGGGCCUGACAUAGAAUAAAAAAAAAGAAAAGAAUAUGGAAGUAUUGAUAUCAACCUCAGUGACAUAUGGUAUCGAUAGGAAUGAUUAAUGAACAAAUAAAAUGAAUUAAGAUUAACAGAAAGUGCUUUAGAGGAUUUUAAAAUCUUUAAAAUGUAUAUGGAUAAAAAAAUCUAUUUUUAUUUCACUUCCUAUCUGCUGUUUUCAAAAAACAGCAGCCCUCUGUGGCUUUAGUCCAGUCGCUAGACUACCGACAAAUAACAUCCAUUCAAUCAUCCAUUAGCGCAUUCAUGAUUUAUAGUCGUCUAGACGCAACAAAAUGAUACGGAGAGACAACUUUCAUCCAGCCCGCCUCAUGUCUCACAGACCUGAAUGGACCUGUUGAGGGUUUUGUAUUACUUUUGUGUACAUAAAUGUGACAAUUGGCAAAGGUUUAUGAGGGUGUGUGUGUGUGUGCCUGUGUCUGUUUGACUUUAGUGUAAUUUGAUUUAGAAAUAUCCCAUGUUUUUGUCUGGGUUGUCUUCUCCCAGGUGACUCCAUAGUUUCUCAAAAUGACAAAGAACAGCUGCAGUGAGUGCGGGCGUCACAACUUAAUAUCAUACCAGGAUCAAACUCCAAAUUCUGAGUCUUUUAGGCACGUUCGAUUCGAUAGUGGCUAUUUUUCUAUUUGCAUAGAGAAGAGGUGGGAUCUGUAUCCAGCAUCAAUAUCUAGUGCCUCCACCAGUACAUCCAUUGACAUAUCAGGUUAGGCCUUUCACAGUUUUGCUGCUACACAUGGGGAUAUCAAAUGAAAAAAAAAUAAUGAUAACAAUAAUAAUACAAGCGGGAGGGAAACGGGACUUUUCUUUGCAUGCAGAAGUGUGAAAUUAACACGGAUGUUUUUUUCUAUUAAUGGCAGAAAAAAAAAGAAACUGGUGCUGUGGGAAUGAAGGUUAACAACAUGCAUGAGUUUGUGAAGAAAAUAAACAAUGCUGCUUUUGUUG